GUGUAAUUCCUAUAUCAAGCCAUUAGCACAAUUGCAGUACAUUAGUAUCUGGUGAAUCAGGCGGUACAUCGGUCCUAAAAUGCUUCUAUUCUAUAUUUUUACUAUAUUUUGCGUUGGCUUGCAGUUAUGUCAAGCAGAGGCUCCAGUGACUCCACCAGUUCGUUGUGGGCCUAUACCCAGAGCUAUUUUCAGCUGCCUUAACAUGCCCAAGGUGGUAAAACCAGAAAUGGCUGAACAGUGUAAAGAUGUCCAAUCUCCCCAUUGCGCAAGAAUGACAUGCCUUUUUGAGAAAUCCGGUUGGAUGGAUGGCAAAAAUGUAGAUAAAGCGAAGAUAAAGGCCUACCUUGAUGAUUUCGCUAAGCAGAAAGCGGCGUGGUCUGCCCCUAUUGAGAAUGUGAAAGAGACCUGUUUGAGUGGUGAACUACCCGCACAGGGAAUACACCUUGGCUGUCCUGCAUAUGAUGUGAUGCAGUGUGCGCUUGCAAGUUUUAUAAAGAACAGUGAAGCAUCUCAAUGGUCAUCAGCCCCACAUUGCGAGUAUCCUCGUCAAUUCGCAGCGUCUUGUCCCAUCUGCCCGUCUGAUUGCUUUGAACCUCAGAUACCGACUGGAUCUUGCAACGCUUGCCUUUCUUUACCUCGGUCACCAUAAACUGCUGUUAGAGAUAGACUUAUAAACUUUAAUAAUUAUGUAACAAAAAAUAUUUCGUAGUGUGUUCAGGUUAUAUCAUAUUAAAAUUACAUGAAUUGUA
Pieris napi is the source of this 749-nucleotide messenger RNA. RefSeq lists its product as uncharacterized. Lineage: Eukaryota; Metazoa; Arthropoda; Insecta; Lepidoptera; Pieridae. The record is from RefSeq and is a predicted model, not a curated record. The transcript has 5 exons. Bases 80 to 649 code for a protein of 189 amino acids.